AUGGCUCUCUUCUUCGUCGCCGCGGUAAGCAUAUUGCUUGGUCUGCUUAAGGGUGUUGCUAGUCAGACAUUUCAAAAUCAAGUCAAUUACAGUAUAUGCGCUUGGUACCACUUUCGAGCAAAUCUCAUUCGCGAUAAAAUUUACCUCGAUGGUGGGGUGUCUUGGGGACGCCGAGGGUUUACCGAUGGAACUUAUGGGGCUCCUGAUGCCGCCCCCGAUCCCCGGGGCCAAACCUUCCUCCUGAACCUUGCUGCCCCUUUUGACACAGCCAAUACCAACUUAACGGGAUUGUUUGACCGCUUGCCGACUACGAAUAAUUUUGCUCCCCCUGUUAUUCAUGGGACUAUGCUUGCAAAUGAUAACAAAUUCUACUUAUACGGAGGUCUCCCUAAGUUGAGCGACUUCUUAAGCACUCCUGAUAAGGGCCGAAUCCUUUCAUAUGAGCGUGAUCAAUAUGGCCCUCCUGCCACAUCGUGGACUCCCGGUUUUCUAUUUGAAGACCUCAAAAACAUAACGCCGUUUGUCUCUAAUGGCGCGGGCAUCUCAGUGCCAAGCGAGAAUAAAGCCUUUUACUUUAGCGGUAUUCGAGGGACAAAUUGGGGAGAAAUUGGUACAACUGGCCCGCCUCCAAAUGUCACGGCAAACUCUCUCAUCACCGUGGAUAUGUCAAUAAUGAGAGCCCCUAUAUGGGAUAAUUCUACUUUAUUCGAUAGUAUCCCCGGUAGGGUAAAUGCAGAAUUGGUUUGGAUUCCUGUCUCUGUCUCGGGGUUACUCAUAGCCGUUGGAGGAGUAAUCUAUCCGGUAGAUGUUCUACAUGGAUUGACAGAAAGUCAGCAACAAGAAAAUAACCGAACAGCACCUGGAUUCAUGCGCAGUGUCCCUGUUUAUGAUAUUGAUACUCGAAAAUGGUAUAUGCAGGAUACAACAGGAGAUCAUCCACCGCAGUUAUCUCAAUUUUGCUCUAUAGUGGCUGCAGCACAGGAUGGUAGCUCGUACAACAUUUAUAUAUAUGGAGGCUACAGCGGCAACUCCCGACUAGAUAUACCAAUCGACGAUGUUUAUAUUCUUUCAGUCCCUUCAUUCACGUGGAUACACGCCUACGAUGGGAGAAGGAAAAGAGGUCGUUACGGCCACAAGUGUAUCAAACCACAUCCCGACAAGAUGUUUGUUCUCGGAGGUCGGGAUGAUCUCUCUCCAACUUCAUGCCUAGAUCCCAUUCAGGUUUUCAACCUGAACACUUUAAAAUUCCAAAAUACGUAUCAUCCCUCGGAAUUGAGAGAGUAUGAAAUACCCGAUCUGGUAACCGCUAAAAUUGGUGGAAAUGCCAAGGGCGGCGCUUCAACUGUUGAACCCUCAUCGUGGGCUGAUGACAGUUUACGUGAUUUAUUCCGCACAAAGUAUACAAAAUCCAUAAAAACAUACUACCCCUACGCAGUACAGAACGCAUCAGGGCGAAAUCCUGCUCCCUCUCCCGAGAAUUAUGGGGAUGGUGGUAAUGGACUUCCAAAAUGGGUAGCUCCUGUUUUAGGGGUCGUUUUGGGUCUCAUAUUCGUCACGGGUCUGGCUGUUCUUUGGUUGCUUUGGCGUCGACGACGAGAUAGAACUUAUGCAACCAGCGAAGGGGCCACCAGCGAUAACAGAAAGCGGAUCAUGGGAUGGAUGUAUGGAAUUGGCUUCCCGGCUCAAAAAACGAAUAUGACAACAGCCUCUACGGAAAUUGGAAUCAAUGAUAAACAUACAUCUGCAUCUGGUAUCUCCGAAGCUGGAGACCUAUUUACAUCUUCGCAUCAACAAUCAGGCGUUGUACAUUCAGAUCCUAAUGCGCAAGAGGCUGACGGCAUCCAGGUCCAUGAAAUGCACGCUGGCCAUAUUUUUGCACCCCUUGAACUACCAACCGAAUACAACGUUGCUCCCGCCUCGUACCAUACACAAGAAGGUAGUGAUAAUCCAACCUUCACGAGCCCAGUUUCUCCUGAGUCGUCAUCGCCCCAGCCAAAUCCUACCUACUUACCCUCACAGCCUAUCCAUGGGCGGAAUCACUCCUCUCUCUCGAGUACCGGCUUCCACGUUUCCCUUAGCAACGCUCUGAUCACUGAGGAGCGAAGUUCACCAAGAAGGGGAUAUGUGUCCGGUUUUACAGAAGAUCUCCCAAGUCCCGAGUCAGAACCUUAG
Paracoccidioides lutzii Pb01 is the source of this 2172-nucleotide messenger RNA. RefSeq lists its product as hypothetical. Bases 1 to 2172 code for a protein of 723 amino acids. Gene Ontology annotation, molecular function: protein binding. The record is from RefSeq and is a predicted model, not a curated record. The transcript is spliced from 9 exons.